UUUGUUACCGGAUCGUUUGUCGUGUGGACCUGGAGGACCAGGACCAGUCAUGAUUUCAAUUUCGUCGACCGACUAAAGUCAACUCAAAUUCCCGAUGCUCGGCAAUGAUCUGCAGAAGAGAGUCGAUCGAUACUGUAAUUGUGCAAAUAAAGCAACAUCGGUAAUGCAUGGAAUGAGGAUAAUUUCAAUUUUCAACUGUAAAAACUGAAUCAACCUCCGACGUUGGAUCAUAGAAGAACUGAAGAAACGCAAAGAAAUCGGGAACUGAAUCGUGCAAACACCAAAUGACAGAUUCGAAUCUGUAUCUACAGGAGUCGGGUUGGGAGGAACUCAGAAAGGAGGCACGUAAGAUCGAGGGUGAUAUCGAUGUUAAGCUCUCCUUGUACGAUAAGCUCGGAGCCAGGUUCGCCCAAGGAGGAUAUGUGGAUAUCGGAUCACCAACAGUUGGAUCUGGCAGGUCCUGGAAGUCUAUGGAAAUGGAAAUCCAGUCAUUGCUGGAGAAGCUGUUAGAUGUUAAUGAUGCAAUGAGUAGAUGUGCGGCAUCUGCUGCACCAACUACUUCAGUAACUCAGAAGCUAGCAAGACACAGAGACAUAUUUCAUGAGUUUACUCAAGAAUUUAGAAGAAUCAAAGGAAACAUAAACUCAAUGAGGGAACAUGCAGAGCUUCUCAGUUCUGUUAGGGAGGAUAUCAGUGAGUAUAAGGCAUCUGGGAGUAUGUCAUCAAGAAUGCAGUUAUUGCGAGAAAGAGCUGCCAUCCAUGGAAGCAUAACUCAUAUAGAUGAUGUAAUUAAUCAAGCGCAAUCGACAAGAGCUGCCUUGGGCUCGCAAAGAGCUCUGUUUGGGGAUGUUCAGGGAAAAGUGAAGGUUUUGAGUGACAAGUUCCCUAUUAUUCGAAACUUACUUGGUUCCAUCAGAAGGAGGCGUUCAAGAGACACUCUUAUUCUAUCUGCAGUUAUUGCUGCUUGUACGUUGUUUCUUAUCAUCUAUUGGCUAUCAAAAUAACAAAAUAUGUGAUUUAUAAUUUGUUGAUAUACAUACACAGAUCUAUAGUGAUGGUGUUUUUCCAUAGGAAUUUUACUUACGUAUCAUUUUUUCAAGUAAAAAAGAAUUUCUUUUUCUGAA
Mangifera indica (mango) is the source of this 1124-nucleotide messenger RNA. Its product is annotated as Golgi SNAP receptor complex member 1-2-like. Gene Ontology annotation, cellular component: SNARE complex; Golgi medial cisterna; cis-Golgi network. Gene Ontology annotation, biological process: endoplasmic reticulum to Golgi vesicle-mediated transport; vesicle fusion. The transcript is spliced from 6 exons. NCBI's taxonomy places the organism in Eukaryota, Viridiplantae, Streptophyta, Magnoliopsida, Sapindales, Anacardiaceae. Gene Ontology annotation, molecular function: SNAP receptor activity. The record is from RefSeq and is a predicted model, not a curated record. The coding region runs from base 285 to 1004 and encodes 239 amino acids.